AUGUACCGAACACCUCACUCACCGGCCUGGCCCCAAGUGCCCAAAGUCGCACCCAUAACCAGCUCUAGCCAGCAUCACCUCACUAGCACAAUGGGUUGGUUCGACGGUAAAUCCAGCGCAGUUUCGUCAGCGGGAUACGUGCGACGACGGGCAUCACCCACGCCCAGCUCGCACAGCACGCAUAGCAGACGCAGCAAAUCCGGCUACUCCACCCACCAUUCGCGACACUCUGCACCAUCUUUCUUUGGUGCGUUAGGUGGAGGUCGAUCAAGAGGCCGAUCAAGCCCGUCUGUGUUCUCGUCGUUCUCAUCUUCGUCGCGACGAGCCCGUCCCCGUGAGGGAUUCGUGCAGCGGAUGAUCCGCGACAUCAAGCGUUUGUUCCGUGAUAUCUAUCGCUGGGCCCGACGCAACCCUAUGAAGGUCUUUAUGAUGGUUAUCGUGCCACUCCUGACCAGCGGUGUUCUGCCGAAGCUGCUUGCUAUGAUUGGGAUUCGCUUGCCGCAUGCUGUUACAAGUGCCCUUGGUGGUGCGUCGAAGACCGGUGGUGGUUUCGAGGGUGGUGGUAGGGGUAUGUCGGAGAACAUUGGCAGCCUGAUGAACAUUGCAAAGAUGUUUGCAUAG
Penicillium egyptiacum is the source of this 621-nucleotide messenger RNA. Lineage: Eukaryota; Fungi; Ascomycota; Eurotiomycetes; Eurotiales; Aspergillaceae. The record is from the annotation of a GenBank genome assembly.